AGGGGCGGAGCGAGGGGCGGUGCAGCGCGGCACUCCCGCCAGCCGGGCCUCGUCGGGCGGGGAGAGGGUGGAGCGUGUUCUGCGGCCUCCGCCAUGUCCAAGCACGUUUUUCUUACGGGACCCCCAGGGGUUGGAAAGACUACUUUGAUCCAGAAAGUCACUCAAGCUCUAAAAUCCUCAGGCACUUCCAUUGACGGAUUUUACACAGAGGAGGUUAGAGAAGGUGGCAGGAGAACAGGAUUUGAUGUUGUCACUUUGUCUGGAAAACGAGGACCGUUAUCUAGAGUCAGUUCUGAUUCUUCUACUUCAAGACGUGAAUGUCGGGUCGGACAGUAUGUUGUAGACGUUGUUUCAUUUGAGCAGUUGGUUCUACCUAUGCUGAGAAAUGUAAACCAUGGCAGUGAUGCAGAGAGAAAAAUUUGCGUCAUAGAUGAGGUUGGUAAAAUGGAACUCUUCAGCCAGCCUUUUAUUCAAGCUGUUCGUCAAACGCUCACUGCCUCAGGGACUGUGGUGCUUGGAACUAUUCCAAUACCUAAGGGAAAGCCACUGGAUCUUGUUGAAGAAAUAAGAAAUAGAAAAGAUAUUAAAGUGUUCAAUGUUAGUAAAGAAAACAGAAACAGCAUUUUUCAAGACAUCUUGGCAGCUGUGGAGUCCUGCAGAAAAUGAAGACAUUUUGUUGCCUGUAAACACUAAAGCUUUUAUUUCAACAAAACAUUACAAGGUUUUGCGGCUGUUCUAGUCUGUCCUUACUGCUUUAGCCCCUGGAGGCUUUACUGGAGCUUUCAGGGUAAGCAAGGUAAAGCUGGUAAUGCUCUAAAAUGUGAAAAUGAGCUAUCAGGCUUCUUGUUUAUUCAGUUCACAAGCUGAUCCAUUCAAAAAAAUGAACAGAUGCAUAGUUAACAUCUUGUUCUCAUCUGGGUAUUUGGAAGUUAGGUGGUCUGACUCUCAUGCUAGUUACACCAUGUAAAAGCAUCUUAAUCUUUCAGAGUGUGGUGUGGACUGUUCUGCCUAGACUGCAGCUCAGUAUGGGGAACUUGGGCCCUGGUAGAACAGAACAGAGCCCUGCCCAAGAUGUACAUGUGCUCCGCCUCAUUUAUGUAGAAAUAUCUUUGCUGUCAGUGACCCAGCUGACGUGUGUCCAAGUGUGUUUCAACAUGGGUGCUGACCAUGAGGUAGAAGGAAUAAGCAGAUGCUCUCCCUCCAGUCUUUCCAGUUGCAGUAUAAAGAGGGUUAUGUAGAAUUUCAAGGAAAUUUCUUGUAGUCCUAAAUGACAUUAACAGAAUUCUACAACAGGAGGAAAAAUAACCAACAUUGCCCUCUCUUAAGUACUGUAAACUCAGACAGUAGUUGAUAAGAAGGCUGCGUUUUGGAUUUAUUUUCAAGUUUCUGAUGGCAAUCUUGCGUUGCACCCACUUAAAAAAGUUACAUAUGUAAAUCUUCAAGUUCAGUCAAAUCUCAGCUUGUGUUUUCAUGCAGCAUUUAUUGUCAGGAUUGACUUAAUACUAUAUUAAAUAAACCCUAUUUGUCUAUAUGGGUUUUACAAUCCAUUAUGUUUAUUGAUACUUAUUGUUUGGUUGGGGUUUUUUUUUCUUAUUCAGUUCUGUACAAUGUUAAUGAUGAAGUAAGUGUUUCACCAUAUUAGACAAUGUGUUUCCUUUUGAGGUGUGCAGAUGUGUUCAGGAAAAGUGCUACCACUUAAUCAGUUUUGUGUGUUGUGAAAGAAGAAUUCCUUCCCAGGUGCACACUCAUUCAUUGUACAGUUUAUAAUCAUCUUUGGCUGUAAAAAGUUGUUAAGAAUUCAGUUGUUUCUUAACUUUUUUUCUGUUCAGUUCCACAACUGUUAAAAUAAGCAAACUAUUUAAAGGCAUUUUCAAAUA
Strigops habroptila (Kakapo) is the source of this 1877-nucleotide messenger RNA. It is a transcript of the gene NTPCR, whose product is annotated as nucleoside-triphosphatase, cancer-related. Bases 94 to 666 code for a protein of 190 amino acids. The transcript is spliced from 5 exons. NCBI's taxonomy places the organism in Eukaryota, Metazoa, Chordata, Aves, Psittaciformes, Psittacidae. Gene Ontology annotation, molecular function: ATP hydrolysis activity. The record is from RefSeq and is a predicted model, not a curated record.